Molecule: messenger RNA, 1317 nt
Organism: Penicillium lagena
Lineage: Eukaryota; Fungi; Ascomycota; Eurotiomycetes; Eurotiales; Aspergillaceae
Product: protoporphyrinogen/coproporphyrinogen oxidase
Exons: 2
Coding region: 1-1317 (438 amino acids)
Biological process (GO): heme biosynthetic process
Cellular component (GO): mitochondrial inner membrane
Molecular function (GO): protoporphyrinogen oxidase activity, oxygen as acceptor
Source: RefSeq, a predicted model, not a curated record
AUGGCAGAGGAACCAUUGUUCAAAUCGUUUCUUUCGGGCAUGUUCUCGGACCUGACCACGCCACCCCGAGAGCCAGCGGAGUGGACACAGGACGAAUCCAUGGCUAGAUUCAUUUCUCGCCGAUUCAACUCCACCAUUGCAGAUAAUCUCCUCUCCGCGGUCAUGCAUGGCAUCUACGCAGGUGAUAUCGACCGAUUAAGCGCCCAGACUCUGCUGGGCGGACAGCGCAACCUCGAGGCGCAUGGUGGCGUCCUGGCCGGUCUUUUCAAAUUAGCCACAGGCCACCGGAAGAUUGUGCAAAUAGAUGAUUAUUUGGCAUCUAUAUCCAUGGAUGACUACAUUCUCGGUACUCCUUCCUCCAGUGGCUCGGAUCUGGCAGAACGCCUAGGCAAGGCUAGCACGUUCGCAUUCAAGAACGGUAAUAGCAGGCUGGUCGAUGCGUUGGAAGCCUCUUUGAAGGAAUCUCCCAAGGUCAAGGUGGUUAAAAGCGCAGAUAUCACUUCUCUGCGGAAGAAACCCGAUACUCACCAAAUCAACAUCACAUCUCCAGCAGAAGGUCACCAAACCUUUGAUCGUGUCAUUGCCACAAUACCAGCGCCUGAGUUGGCUCAGCUCUUGGCUUCAAGCAACCACAGCCAGGGACACGCCCCCACCGAGACGAUCAAACGACUUCGGAAACAAAACUACGCCACCACGGUGAGGGUGGUGAAUCUAUAUUACGAGAAUCCCUCUCUACUGCCCCCCGGAAUCAAUGGUUUUGGCUACCUGAUCCCCCGCUCUAUUCCCUUCGAGCAAAAUCCAGAGUGCGGACUGGGAGUGAUCUUCUCUGCCGGUGUCGCCAACGACGGCAGUCCGCUGGGCACGCAGCUCACCGUGAUGUUCGGCGGCCAUUACUGGGACGGCUGGAAGGACAGUGACUACCCAGAUCACGACUCCGCCGUCGAAAUGGCUCGCACCAUGCUGGAGAGACACCUAGGAAUCAAAGAGAAACCACUCGUCACGAGAAGUCAGCUGCAAAAGAACGCUAUUCCCCAGUACACCGUCGGCCACCUGGACCGCAUGUAUCUGCUGUCAAAAACGGUGCGCGACGAGUGGGACAAGCGCCUCACCCUUGCAGGGAACUGGUACAACGGUGUCGGCGUGCCUGCCUGUGUCAAGCAGGGUGUUCUGGCCGCUCAGUACGGCAUCCGUGCAGGUUUGUUUGACCACCACAAUGCUUACCCUUUGAGGAGAUAUGACAUCCGCAACUGGGAACUCGAAGGGGGCCUUGUCAUGCCUCCCGUUCGACUUGAUGAGUGGGACAAGAGUGAGACGUAA